AUGGCCCAAACAGGUGCCUCCUGUGAAGCCAAUGAUAAGCGGACAUGCCUUAAACGGAAGAGAAAUUCAACAGAUGAUGAGGAGGUGGAGAAUAUGCCACCAGUGAAGAAAUCACCAAAAUUGGUGGAUGGAGAAAUUGACCAGCCAACACAUCAUGUUGUUGUUGAAUCAUCAUCAUGUUCAAGUGAUGAUGAGGGCUCCCACUUUGAAUGUAGUGAGCAGCCGAGGAGUGUGUACACAGAUAUAGAAUAUAACCCUGAUAGUUUGUUAAGCCCACCAAGUAUACCUGAACUUCCUAAUUAUGUUCUAAGCCCCUUAGAAAAUGUGGCCAGGGGUGACUCUACACCACACUCUAAUAAGAGGCCAAGUACAAGUAAACCCCAGUGUCCCUCACCACCAAAACGAAAGUGUCCUUUGCCUGGGCUAUCCUGGGCGGAUCCCACAGAUGUAUGGAGAAGUAUGUGUGAAUGUGACGCCAGGUCCAGUAUGAAGAAGAACCCUAACAUGUUUGACAAUCAUCCGAAUCUUCAACCGCGGAUGAGAGCCAUUCUACUGGACUGGCUGAAUGAGGUGUGCGAGGUGUACAAACUGCACCGGGAGACCUUCCACCUGACCGUGGACUACGUUGACCGCUACCUGUCCAACACUGACGACGUGCAAAAGGGCCGUCUUCAACUCAUUGGCAUAACGUGUUUAUUCAUCGCGGCGAAGGUCGAAGAGGUCUACCCGCCGAAGAUCGGCGAGUUCGCCUACGUGACGGACGGCGCGUGCACCACCGACGAGAUCCUGCUCGAGGAGCUUCUCAUACUGAAGAUACUCUCCUGGAGCAUAACGCCCAUCACGAUCAACAGCUGGCUGAAUAUAUACAUGCAGCUGGCCAGCGAAGCGCGCGGUGCGAAGAGGAGGCUGCUAGGGGAGAAGGAUGUCGGUGCCAACGCUCUGAGGGGCUACACCUUCGUGUUCCCCCAAUACUCGUCCCUCGAGUUCGUGAUAUGCGGCCAGCUGAUCGAUCUGGCGGUGCUGCACGUGGACGUGAACAAAUUCGCCUACAGCACGGUGGCCGCGGCCGCGAUGGCGCACGCCUUCAACAAGGAGCUCGCCCUCAGGGUGUCCGGCUACAGCUGGGAGUCGCUGGCGGCGUGCCACCGCUGGCUGGGCGCGUUCGUGCGCGUGGUGAGGGAGCGGGGCGGCGUGAGCGUGGUGCGCGGCGGCGACGGCGAGUUCGUGCAGCGCGCCGCCGGCCUCGACCUCAUCUGCCCCGACCUCAACCUCGACGAGAGCCACCGCAUCCAGUCGCACAACGUCAGCCUCGACAUGUUCGAUAAAGUGUACCAGGGACUUUUAGAAGAGUCAGCAUCAGACACAACAAGUAUAGAGGUGUCGACGUCGCAAGAGACUGAACACAUUUACCCACCGACACCGCCGCAGUCUGACCACAAGAGUCCCAAGACACCAGCGACCAAGACCCCGUCAACGAGACGUCUCUCACCCGUACCUGAUAUAAGGCUGCACACCGAAAUUGAG
This is a messenger RNA of Iphiclides podalirius (scarce swallowtail), 1524 nucleotides long. NCBI's taxonomy places the organism in Eukaryota, Metazoa, Arthropoda, Insecta, Lepidoptera, Papilionidae. The record is from the annotation of a GenBank genome assembly.